Molecule: messenger RNA, 1065 nt
Organism: Symbiodinium necroappetens
Lineage: Eukaryota; Dinophyceae; Suessiales; Symbiodiniaceae
Source: the annotation of a GenBank genome assembly
GGUUUGAAGCCUUCUGGGCCGGAGCUCAUAGCGUACGCCCGCUACUUGGGGAUCGACCCUGUCGCGGACCACGAUCUCUUGUGGAUAGCUGUAGAGGCCCUGGAAGCACCGCUUCCUUCCGACUGGACGGAGCAUUUCGACAGCAGUGACAGAGUGUUCUAUUACAAUGCGUCGACCAGAGUUAGCUCCUGGACGCAUCCGCUCGAGCACGUCUACCGAGAAACCUACAAUACCAUCGUGAACUUGCGCAACUCGAACAUGUCGGUGCAGGAACGAACGGAAGCCCUGUCAAAGCUACAGGCAGAGGUCCGACAGAUGGACCAGGAGACUCAGAAGGAGGUAGCAAAGUGGUCUGAACAUCAAGACGAGCAAGGCAACAGGUUCUAUUUCAACAAGGAGGAGAGACAAAGUACCUGGACAGAUCCACGGCCGGCCAAGUGCCAGGUCCUGUAUCUGAAGAUGAAGGCAUUCAGGAUACUGUCGAGUACAGCAGGAACGCCGGGCUUCGUGGAUCCCAGCAAGGAUUCCGCCAGCUCUCGGUAUGGUUCCAUGUUUGGUUCCGAGUAUGCCGAAACCCAGAUGAAGUCGAAGACGGACAAAAAGCCAUCCAGCGCCGCGAGCGACGAGGUCAUUGAUCUCUCCAGAGACGGACCUGAGGAGAAGACUUCGCCCAGGAUUUCAGAGCACUCUGCACAUAAUGGCAGCGACUCUGACAGCGAUGACAGAAAGAAGAAGAAAAAGAAGAAGAAGGACAAGAAGGAAAAAAAGAGCAAAAAAAUAAAGGAAGAGAAGCCCGUCGGCUCCCAGUCCGACCUUCCCGGGGCAAGGCCCCCAGCAGCUGCGACCUCCAGCAGCGCCACGGUCCCUGCGUCCGGCUCGGAGGACAACGCAGGGUUCGGUGAGCAUAACGAGGGGAUGACCGGCAAGGGCCAUGUGAAGGUGAAGGCAGGCAUCCGGCUGGAACCGUUGGGUGGCGGCUUGAAUCAAGGCAGCAGCCCCACUGCCAGCCCCGUAGCCAUAGACCGUCUGGAUGCCCGUGUUGGAGGUCUCCGUGGAGUUCCGUAA